Dentiscutata erythropus is the source of this 414-nucleotide messenger RNA. The record is from the annotation of a GenBank genome assembly. Lineage: Eukaryota; Fungi; Glomeromycota; Glomeromycetes; Diversisporales; Gigasporaceae.
AUGGGAAAACGGAAAAAGAAACAUGUGCCGACUUCACCGCAAAAUACAUCUCAAAUUUUAAAAAAAAGAAAACCGCAACGUCCGGCAACAAUUCCAACGGAUAUUUAUGUUUCUCGUUCUUCAAAUUUUAAAGGACAAUUGCAGCGGGCCAAAAAGCUCUUAAUUAAAGAUGGCCAUCCCUCAAUAACAAUCCACGGUUUAGGAGCCAUGAUUCAAAAAUCAAUAAAUUUAGUGCUGGCAUUAAAAGACCUAACUCAUAACCAAAUUAUUUACAAAGCUACCACUGGCACAGUUGAACUGAUUGAUGAUAUUAUUCCUGAAGAUGAUGAUAAGGACUUAGAAGUUCAAACUAGAAACAACUCUAGUAUACGUAUUCAGAUAUGGCUUAAGGAAAGUAUUGAAAAACUUGUGUAA